AUGGCGAAAGUUUUGGCCACUCUUUUCGGCAUCUCUUUGUGUCAGAUCACAGCACUUGCGUCUGCGGCAUCCCAAUUCAACGGGUCGGUAUAUCAAGAUGCAUCACGGUCUCCAAAAGAGAGAGCCGACGACCUCCUCAAGUUGAUGACUUGGGAGGAGAAGGUUGGCCAGUUGGGCGGCAUCCGUCGGCUUGCUGAAAGGGUCAACGGUGCACUGUCUCACAACGAGACCUCUUUUGAAGAGAUUCGAAAGUCACAGAAUGGUCAAAUUGGUUUCGGUGCCCCUACGAAUUACGCCUAUGAGCUGCUACCAAUCGCUAAUAAGGUACGGGCCGAGCAAAUCAACAACACACGUCUCGGCAUUCCUUAUAUCACAAUCGCCGAUUCCGUCAAUGGCUUGAUGAUUUCAGGCGCCACCAUCUUCCCAGGGGCCAUCUCCAUGGGCACAACGUGGAAUAUUCCACUCUACGAGCAAGCUAUCGCUGCGAUUCGUGACGAGAACAUGGCGGUAGGGACUCACUGGGUACUUUCGCCCGAGGUUGACUUGGCUAAGGACCCGAGAAAUGGUCGGAAUGGCGAGAUGUUCGGAGAAGACACAUACCUCGUUGGCGAGUUUGCUUCUCACUACAUCAACACCAUGCAAGAGAAAGACGAAAACGGCUUUGUCAAGGUGGCCACUACGAUCAAGCACUGGGUCUAUGGCUCGAGCAGUGGUGGCGUCAACACAGCUAGCAUGCAGGGCGGACUGAACCACAUUCUCAACGACAUCGGGGCCCCAUACGUCAAGGCUAUUAGAGAGGCCAGCCCCCUAUCUCUCAUGGUCUCAUAUGCAAGCAUGGAUCAGAUACCCAUGUCCAGGAAUAAGUAUCUCAACAAGGACAUUUUGAGGGACUUGCUGGGCUUCAAGGGACUGAUUAUGUCCGAUGCCGGCUCGAUUAGAAACAUGUACACCCAGUCGAAGGUGGCCAAGUCGUAUGCCGAUGCUGGCUUGAAAGCCCUUCGCGGUGGGUUGGAGCAUGAGCUAUCUCCGCGACCACCAUCCGCCUUCCCAACACUCAUCGAUUCGAUAAAUAACACGGAGAUCGCGGGGCUCGUCGACGAGGCAGUGCACGCAAUUCUGCAGAUCAAGUUCGCAACUGGAACUUUCGAUCUUCCUCUACCCUCCAUCGAAAACAUGAACGCUACCCUUCGGAACGAAAGACACCUCGAAAUCAACCGGAACAUUUCCCGAGAAGCUAUCGUUCUGCUCCAAAACGACGGCACCUUGCCCUUGACAAAAAGCAAUGUUCCCCGCGUCGCACUUCUAGGGCCUUAUGCGGACAUCCUGAACACCGGCCAGUACGCCGCCAACAACGCAUCGGAUUCAUCUUACGGUGACACAUUUCGAACAAGCCUUGAGCGGGAGCUUGGGGCCGAAAAUGUCAAGUAUGUGGCUGGCGUCGACAUUCUCAGCACGAAUGAUAGCUCUGGCAUUGAUGCAGCCGUCGCCACCGCGAAGGAGAUCGGACUCGCCGUGGUUGUUCUCGGGUCUGGCUGGGGAUCGUUCGAUACAUCGUAUGAGUCGUUGCAUCGAACCGACGGCGAAGGUUUUAGUCACCCUGAUCUAGGGUUUCCGGGUCUGCAGCAAGAUCUCUUGGAUGCCGUCCUUGAUGCGGGUGUGCCAACAGUAUUGGUCCUCAGUGGUGGACAGACAUUCCUGUUGAACGAGUCAACUAAGAGAUCCAAGGCGAUUUUUCACACCUGGCUCGCUGGAGAAUACACGGCUGAUGCUUUGGUUGAGAUUCUCUUCGGAGAUGUCAACCCCAGUGGGAAGCUGACAAUUACAUUUCCCGAAGCAGAGGGCGCGUUUCCAGUUGCCUAUGAUUACUUCCCGUCGGACGAUGAAGGAGGCUUCGGUACUGCGACACAAUACGACUGGCAUCUCCCGGAAUUAACACGCUAUGCUCCCAUUAGAUUUGGCUUCGGACUGAGCUAUACGACUUUCAACAUCUCGUCGCCAUCUCUGACAUGCCAAUCUACCAGCAACACCAGCGUUUCCGCUGUGUGUGACCAAAAUAGCCAGGUGACCGUCACAGUGAAUGUGACCAAUACUGGCAGUUUUUUUGGUCAAGAGGUUGUUCAACUCUACUACCGUCCGGAAUAUACCCAGAUUGAGUUUCCAGUUAUGAAACUCAUUCGCUUUCAUAAGGUUGGAAUUGAAGCAGGCGAGUCGGAAGAAGUCACACUGUCUGUCCCGUACAACGAACUCGGCUAUUUCGUCGGUGGAGAGUGGGAGGUUGAGACAGGACUUUACAAUUUCUGGGUGGGGAGCAGCUCAAGGAUUGAGGAUCUGCAAAGCCUGAACGCAACUCUGGUGUAA
This is a messenger RNA of Colletotrichum siamense, 2358 nucleotides long. It is a transcript of the gene bglX-1, whose product is annotated as Periplasmic beta-glucosidase. The transcript is spliced from 3 exons. Gene Ontology annotation, biological process: glucan catabolic process. Bases 1 to 2358 code for a protein of 785 amino acids. The record is from RefSeq and is a predicted model, not a curated record. Gene Ontology annotation, molecular function: beta-glucosidase activity. Lineage: Eukaryota; Fungi; Ascomycota; Sordariomycetes; Glomerellales; Glomerellaceae.